This is a messenger RNA of Ruditapes philippinarum (Manila clam), 2480 nucleotides long. Its product is annotated as protein cycle-like. The record is from RefSeq and is a predicted model, not a curated record. The coding region runs from base 110 to 2233 and encodes 707 amino acids. Gene Ontology annotation, biological process: regulation of transcription by RNA polymerase II. Gene Ontology annotation, cellular component: nucleus; aryl hydrocarbon receptor complex; cytoplasm. The transcript has 17 exons. Lineage: Eukaryota; Metazoa; Mollusca; Bivalvia; Venerida; Veneridae. Gene Ontology annotation, molecular function: DNA-binding transcription factor activity, RNA polymerase II-specific; protein dimerization activity; RNA polymerase II cis-regulatory region sequence-specific DNA binding.
AAGAGCAAAAUUUCAGUAAAAAGCAAUUGUGUUUGUUAGUUUGGAAUAUUAUUCAGUAUUGAGUAACAUUAAUUGUCUGUGUAGGCCUCUUGACCUAUCAUUUAAGAAAAUGUUUGAGGGAACAAAUUACUUCAACACAAGUGGCACAGAUUUCUUCAAUCAGCAGGGAGAUUGGGGUCUGCCCGGUGUGAUCGAGGCCCCUGACUUCAGCCGCCUCUCGUAUGGAAAUUUUUCACCAUAUCAGGGUGCCAUGGAGAUGAAGUCUAACAUGAACUCGUAUUUAGGUCAGACAUCAACGCAGGCGUUAAGCCCGUCAAGCAUGUCAGCAAGUUGCUCAGGAACCGGCACAGUCCGCAAGAGGAAAUGCCCUUCCCUAGACUUGUCGACAGAAGGUAAUGAGGACGAAGAUGAUGGAAAUGAGGCAGACGACGUCAAAAAGUUUGCCAGACAGAAUCACAGUGAGAUAGAGAAGAGGAGACGAGACAAGAUGAACACGUACAUCAUGCAGCUGUCGACCAUGUUACCCAUGUGUAACGCCAUGAAUCGCAAGUGUGACAAGCUCACUGUUCUAAGAAUGGCUGUACAACACAUGAAGUCAUUGAGAGGAUCAUCAACUUCAUAUACAGAGGCACUUCAUAAACCAUCAUUUCUCUCCGAAGAUGAACUUAAACAUAUCAUUCUAGAGGCAGCAGAUGGGUUUUUGUUUGUUGUUGGCUGUGAUAGGGCUAGAAUAUUGUUUGUGUCAGAAUCUGUCAGCAAUAUACUGCAAUAUACCAGGAAUGAGUUGAUAGGACAGAGUUUGUUUGAUUAUAUUCAUCCGCGAGACAUUAGUAAAGUAAAAGAACAGUUCUCGUCGUCCGAUCUAGCACCCAGGGAAAGACUCAUCGAUGCUAAAACAUUAAUGCCAGUAAAAACCGAGUUGCCACAGCGACCUACACAUCUGUGUUCCGGUGCACGGCGAUCGUUUUACUGUCGGAUGAAGUAUCGAAGUGAGAACUGUGAUAGCACGAAGGGCAUCAAGUUUGAGAAGGAGGAAAUGGAGUUUGUACAUCGAAAACGAAAAUCAGGUAUAAAAGACCAAAAAUCCUAUACUGUGAUACAUUUUACUGGAUAUUUAAAGUCCUGGCCAACUUCCAAAAUAAACAUUAGUAGUGAGGACGAUAUUGAGGACAAUUGUAACUUCUUAAGUUGUUUAGUGGCCAUUGGGCAAACAAGAACUACUGUAAAUCAAAAUAAUCAGACCUUGUGUUCAGGGGCCACAACUCCUGUGUCAAAUAUAUCAUGUGGAUUAGAUCUUAGACCAAUGGAGUAUAUGUUCAGGAUAUCAUUAGAUGGGAAAUUAACAUUCAUUGAUCAAGCGACCACUGUAGUAUUGGGUUAUUUGCCUCAGGAAUUACUCGGCACUUCCGUGUACGAAUAUUACCAUCAAGAUGAUCUGACACGUAUGGCCGAAAUCCAUAGAAAAGUGCUUGAAUCAAAAGAGAAGGUUCAGACCGGGGUGUACAGAUUUAAAUCAAAGAAAGGUUCCUUUCUGCCAAUUCGCUCAACAUGUUUUACAUUUAGAAAUCCAUGGACUAAAGAAGUGGAAUAUAUUGUCUCAACAAACUCUGUCGUUCCAACGGAGGAAGUGACAAGUUCCGGUCAAGGUUACGAAAGUGCUGGCGUUCUUUCACUUGAUACUGAUUGCUCCACUGCCGAUUGCUCAACUACCGAAGAAUUAAGUGGAAGUGCCCGUCAUGAAAAGCUGAUGAUUCCAGGCUUGCCAGGUGGUACGAAGCCUGGCGCUGGACGCAUUGGCCGACAAAUAGCAGACGAGAUGUUAGAAAGCUCAAGAUGUUCAAGAUCCCCUCAGGUAGUAGAUAGUACAAAUACAGACGUGUAUGAAUCCCAGAUUGCAUCGAAGCGUUUAGACUGUCUACCUGGGGGCGCUCCACAAACAAGCAGUGGUCAUAACUCUGGUUUAAAUGUGUCUCUGCCAUCGACGAGUCUAUUGACAACCAAAGGUCCUAAUGGAAUAUCAGUGCCUUCAUCAGGAUUAGAUGGUCAUGGGCGUGAAUCAACAACAUCAUUGUUAGAUACUGUGAUAGAAGAGCAAGCGAUGGAGUCCAUGACAAACACGUCCGGUACAGACGAGGGAGACGAGGCGGCAAUGUCAAUCAUAAUGAGUCUUCUAGAGGCGGAUGCUGGACUUGGCGGUCCAAUUGACUUUAAUGACCUACCGUGGCCUUUAUGAUGUUGGUUUAUAUAUAGUAUUAAUGCGUUAUCAUUUUGAGCGUCGUCAUCAUCGGAAAAUUGUCAAGUUGAAUGUGUUCAUACGUAAUUGCUAGUCUACAUGGAGAAAAUGGCAUGUGUGCACUGAUUUGUACAUUAGAAGAAAGACUUAUCUAGAAUAUUUCUGUCGAGGGUCAAUUACACCUCUGUCACAACUAGUUGGCUUAUCUGUUUCAUAAAAAUGUCAAGCUAUUUUGAUCGUUGUUGUC